AUGGCGGAGCGUGGCGGGGAAGGUGGUGACGGCGAACGAUUCAACCCCGGAGAGCUCAGAAUGGCUCAGCAGCAGGCGUUGAGGUUCCGAGGCCCUGCUCCCCCUCCAAAUGCAGUCAUGCGUGGCCCACCACCUCUCAUGCGGCCACCACCACCCUUUGGUAUGAUGCGAGGUCCUCCUCCACCACCUCGGCCCCCUUUUGGACGUCCUCCUUUCGAUCCUAGUAUGCCACCGAUGCCUCCUCCAGGAGGGAUUCCUCCACCUAUGGGCCCUCCACACCUCCAGAGACCCCCUUUUAUGCCUCCACCGAUGGGAACGAUGCCACCUCCUCCGGGUAUGAUGUUCCCCCCAGGAAUGCCUCCAGUGACUGCUCCUGGUACUCCAGCACUGCCUCCUGCUGAGGAAAUAUGGGUUGAAAAUAAAACUCCAGAUGGGAAGGUUUAUUAUUAUAAUGCUCGGACACGUGAAUCUGCAUGGACCAAGCCAGAUGGAGUUAAAGUUAUUCAGCAGUCAGAACUGACACCUAUGCUUGCAGCCCAGGCACAAGCCCAGGCCCAGGCCCAGGCGCAGGCGCAGGCGCAGGCCCAGGCCCAGGCCCAGGCCCAGGCCCAGGCCCAGGCCCAGGCCCAGGCUCAGGCUCAGGCACAGGCACAAGCACAAGCACAGGCACAGGCACAAGCGCAAGCUCAGGCCCAAGCGCAAGCCCAGGCCCAAGCGCAAGCCCAGGCCCAAGCGCAAGCCCAGGCCCAAGUGCAAGCACAAGCCGUGGGAGCUUCUACCCCUACAACCAGUAGCCCAGCACCUGCAGUAUCUACUUCAACAUCAUCAUCUACCCCAUCCUCUACGACUUCUACCACAACAACAGCCACUUCAGUUUCACAGACAGUAUCAACACCUACAACACAAGAUCAGACCCCAAGUUCUGCUGUUUCAGUUGCCACACCUACAGUUAGUGUUUCAACUCCUGCUCCUACAGCCACACCUGUGCAAACUGUUCCCCAGCCGCAUCUCCAGACGUUACCUCCUGCUGUUCCUCAUUCGGUACCUCAACCAGCAGCAGCAAUACCUGCUUUUCCACCAGUAAUGGUACCUCCGUUUCGUGUUCCCCUUCCUGGCAUGCCAAUUCCACUUCCAGGUGUAGCAAUGAUGCAAAUAGUCAGCUGCCCGUAUGUAAAGACAGUCGCUACCACCAAGACCGGUGUAUUGCCAGGAAUGGCCCCUCCUAUCGUACCCAUGAUCCAUCCCCAGGUUGCUAUUGCAGCUUCACCUGCUACCUUAGCUGGAGCAACAGCAGUUUCCGAGUGGACCGAAUAUAAAACAGCAGAUGGAAAGACAUACUAUUAUAACAAUAGAACAUUAGAAUCAACCUGGGAGAAACCCCAAGAACUAAAGGAAAAAGAAAAAUUAGAAGAGAAGAUUAAAGAGCCUAUCAAAGAACCCUCUGAAGAACCUCUGCCGAUGGAGACAGAGGAGUUGGAUCCUAAAGAGGAGCCUCUAAAGGAGAUAAAAGAGGAACCCAAAGAAGAGGAGAUGACUGAAGAAGAAAAAGCUGCCCAGAAGGCAAAACCAGUAGCUACUACACCUAUUCCUGGUACUCCUUGGUGUGUAGUUUGGACUGGUGACGAACGCGUCUUCUUUUAUAAUCCUACAACUCGCCUUUCUAUGUGGGACCGACCUGAUGAUCUGAUUGGAAGGGCAGAUGUUGACAAAAUUAUUCAGGAGCCCCCUCAUAAAAAAGGAAUGGAAGAAGGAAAGAAACUAAGGCACCCGAACCCAGCAAUGCUGUCAAUCCAAAAAUGGCAGUUUUCUAUGAGUGCAAUUAAAGAAGAACAGGAAUUAAUGGAAGAAAUGAAUGAAGAAGAGCCUGUUAAAGCAAAAAAGCGGAAGAGAGAUGAUAAUAAAGACAUUGAUUCAGAGAAGGAAGCUGCCAUGGAAGCUGAAAUUAAAGCUGCCCGAGAAAGGGCCAUUGUCCCUCUGGAGGCCCGAAUGAAGCAGUUCAAGGACAUGCUGCUAGAGAGAGGGGUGUCUGCCUUUUCAACGUGGGAGAAAGAGUUGCACAAGAUAGUAUUCGAUCCUCGGUACUUACUUCUCAAUCCUAAAGAGAGAAAACAGGUGUUUGAUCAGUAUGUAAAGACCAGGGCAGAGGAAGAACGGAGAGAAAAGAAAAACAAAAUAAUGCAAGCCAAGGAAGAUUUCAAAAAAAUGAUGGAGGAAGCAAAGUUUAAUCCAAGAGCUACUUUCAGUGAAUUUGCAGCCAAGCAUGCUAAAGAUUCAAGAUUCAAAGCAAUUGAAAAGAUGAAAGAUCGAGAGGCCUUAUUUAAUGAAUUUGUGGCUGCUGCAAGGAAGAAAGAGAAAGAAGAUUCCAAGACCAGAGGUGAGAAGAUUAAAUCUGACUUCUUUGAACUGUUAUCGAAUCAUCACUUGGACAGUCAGUCUCGAUGGAGCAAGGUAAAAGACAAAGUAGAAAGUGAUCCACGAUACAAAGCAAACUUAGACUCUGAGAAAGAAAAAGAGCUUGAAAGGCAAGCCCGUAUUGAAGCAAGCCUUCGAGAACGAGAACGGGAAGUCCAAAAAGCUCGUUCAGAACAAACAAAAGAAAUUGAUAGAGAGCGAGAACAACACAAAAGAGAAGAAGCUAUUCAGAAUUUCAAGGCUCUUCUGUCUGAUAUGGUACGUUCUUCAGAUGUGUCAUGGUCUGAUACUCGAAGGACUCUUCGGAAAGAUCACCGUUGGGAAUCUGGAUCCUUACUGGAAAGAGAAGAGAAAGAGAAGCUCUUUAAUGAACACAUUGAAGCACUCACAAAAAAGAAGAGGGAGCACUUUAGGCAACUUCUGGAUGAAACUUCUGCAAUUACGUUAACAUCCACGUGGAAGGAAGUAAAAAAAAUCAUUAAGGAAGAUCCUCGGUGCAUCAAAUUCUCCUCCAGUGACAGGAAAAAGCAAAGGGAAUUUGAAGAAUACAUCAGAGACAAAUACAUCACCGCCAAAGCUGACUUUAGGACGCUUUUGAAAGAGACCAAAUUUAUAACAUAUAGAUCUAAAAAGCUAAUACAAGAAUCUGAUCAACACUUGAAAGAUGUAGAGAAAAUUUUGCAAAACGACAAACGGUAUCUAGUGCUGGAUUGUGUGCCAGAGGAGAGGCGGAAACUGAUUGUGGCCUAUGUGGAUGACCUGGAUCGUCGGGGUCCGCCUCCACCUCCCACAGCUUCAGAACCCACAAGACGAUCAACAAAAUAG
Messenger RNA from Elephantulus edwardii (Cape elephant shrew), 3237 nucleotides. It is a transcript of the gene TCERG1, whose product is annotated as transcription elongation regulator 1. The coding region runs from base 1 to 3237 and encodes 1078 amino acids. The record is from RefSeq and is a predicted model, not a curated record. Lineage: Eukaryota; Metazoa; Chordata; Mammalia; Macroscelidea; Macroscelididae. Gene Ontology annotation, cellular component: nucleus. The transcript has 23 exons. Gene Ontology annotation, molecular function: RNA polymerase binding; transcription coregulator activity.